AUGGCAUUCGGUGAUUUGAAGCAAUUGCCUCAUUUGCUGAAACCGCUUACUUUAGGUCUCGCGAUAUUGCUAUUCAUUUUUGUGCUCGUUUCACACGCUGCAUGGUAUCCAGUUCUUAUCACAUGUAUUCUAUUGGUGUUCACUCUUGCCAUGAUGCUCUGUUUUUCUUUCGAUGUCACUUUUGUGCAAAGUCCCAUGUGGCCAAAAGUGGAAAUGGUGUACAGCUUGGUGUGGACAAUUCUUUCAUUGCUUGGCGGUUUGUUGAUGUUCAUUCAAGCAUUCAAUCAUGAUCCGUUUGGAGCCGUGAUUUGUGUGGGUCUUUUCGCAUUCCAAGCCAUUGUUUGGGCGUUCAACGCUUUUCAGAUGUGGAGAGGAGCUCCAAUGACAGGCGGAGAUGUAGGAGGAAAUCAGGCGACAGCUCAGCCACCAUUCCCCGGCACUGGUGUGAAUCCAGGAGUG
Mesorhabditis belari is the source of this 459-nucleotide messenger RNA. Lineage: Eukaryota; Metazoa; Nematoda; Chromadorea; Rhabditida; Rhabditidae. The record is from the annotation of a GenBank genome assembly.